AUGGAGGAUGAAUUGAUAGACAAGUGCUCUUCUCUAAAACUGGAGGAUGAUGAAGAGAACGUGAUUGACUUAGGUAAUAUGGAAUCCGGAAAAGCUGAAGGCAAUCUUGAAUUGCUCGUGGUGGGGCGGUUAUGCAUGGCUAGACCUUACAAUGUGGAAGCCUUUAAGCGCACAAUGCUGAAGGUCUGGGCGCCUGUAGAAGGGAUGGUUAUUAGGGUUUUAAGCCCUAAUCUGUAUGGCUUUCAAUUUUUCCAUUGGCGAGAUAAGGAGAAAGUUAUGAAGGGUAGACCUUGGUGCUGGGAUAACCACCUCCUUGUUCUGAAUGAAGUGGGAGGCGAUGAACAACCUGAUCUGGUGAACCUAAAGCACUCGCCUUUUUGGUUACGUAUUUUCAAAUUGCCUUUCAACUGUAGAUCGAAUGAAUAUAUCGAGGCCCUAGUUUCGGGAUUAGGGGAAUUACUUGAGAUUGAAGAGGAUACUCUUGGUUUGAACCGUUAUAGAAGAGUGCGCUUGAUGUUGGACGUUACUAGACCAUUGCGUCGAUACCAGCGCAUUAAGUCUAGGGGAGGUAAUGAAUUUAAGGUUGAAUUCAAGUAUGAGUGA
Molecule: messenger RNA, 603 nt
Organism: Chenopodium quinoa (quinoa)
Lineage: Eukaryota; Viridiplantae; Streptophyta; Magnoliopsida; Caryophyllales; Amaranthaceae
Exons: 1
Coding region: 1-603 (200 amino acids)
Source: RefSeq, a predicted model, not a curated record